GGUUCUUAUUGGUUUAUUCAAUCUUUGAACCUGAGCAACAAUAGUUUACAUGGAGAGCUUCCAUCAACCUUGCGAUCUUGCUACUGGUUGGAGAUUUUGGAUCUUGGCAACAAUCAACUAUAUGGCAUUAUACCUUCAAGCAAAUGGGAAGGUAUUAUUAGGCUGAAAAUUCUCAGGCUUCGCCAAAACAAAUUUAGUGGUAGUAUCUUAUCAAGCCUCUGCCAACUCACUUACUUGCAAAGCUUGGAUUUGGCAAGUAACAACUUAAAUGGCACAAUUCCAUUUUGCAUUCAGAAUCUGAAGGGAAUGAUACACGCAUUGCAUAGUAGAUCAAAGGCAGCUGAAGAUUCUCAACCUCCUGUUGAAUUAUCUAUUGCACCACUUGCAUUUAGUCCUGCCCCAACAUUUAGUCCAUCAUAUAUUUCUAGCUUUGAUCAAUGGGAAAAAGAUGUCAAGCAAUUCAUGAAAGGAAGAGACUUGAUUUCACAAAAAAUCUCAAGUUUGUAAUUAACAUGGACUUGUCAAGCAACAACCUUGUUGGCUUUAUACCAGAAGUUUUAACUUCUCUUACUGGACUGGUUAGCUUGAAUUUAUCACACAACUCUUUAUUAGGAGAAAUUCCAAGCAAAAUAGGGAAAAUGAAGUUUCUAGAAUCACUGGACCUCUCAAGGAACCAACUUGAAGGCCCACUUCCAAGUAGCAUGUCUUCUUUAACAUCACUAAGCCACUUGAAUCUAUCAUACAACAACUUUUUAGGGCCAAUUCCAGAGGGAAACCAGUUCUUCACUCUUGAGGAUUCAUCCAUUUAUGCUAGAAAUCAAUAUCUGUGUGGAGAACCUAUGUUGAAAAAAUGCUCCUGUGAUGACAAUAAUGAAGCUCCAACUUCUGAAGGCAAUGAUGACAGCAACAAGAAAGAAAAGAUCCUGUUUUACUUUAUUGUUGCCCUUAGUUUCAUGAUAGGAUUCAAGGGAACUAUUCGGGUCCUGUUUUUCAACAAGUGUUUAAGGUUUGCUUGUUUUAGAUAUGUGGAGAAAAUAGAUGAUGAAAUAUAUGUUGCAAUAGCAAUAAGACUUGCCAGAAUCAAGAGAAUAUGGUAGAAAU
Prosopis cineraria is the source of this 1101-nucleotide messenger RNA. Its product is annotated as receptor like protein 21-like. The record is from RefSeq and is a predicted model, not a curated record. The transcript has a single exon. Lineage: Eukaryota; Viridiplantae; Streptophyta; Magnoliopsida; Fabales; Fabaceae. Bases 438 to 1097 code for a protein of 219 amino acids. Gene Ontology annotation, molecular function: protein binding.